Molecule: messenger RNA, 987 nt
Organism: Mucor velutinosus
Lineage: Eukaryota; Fungi; Mucoromycota; Mucoromycetes; Mucorales; Mucoraceae
Exons: 2
Coding region: 1-987 (328 amino acids)
Biological process (GO): regulation of transcription by RNA polymerase II
Molecular function (GO): DNA-binding transcription factor activity, RNA polymerase II-specific; RNA polymerase II cis-regulatory region sequence-specific DNA binding
Source: RefSeq, a predicted model, not a curated record
AUGGGAAAGCCCAGUUUACCUUCUAUUCAGUUUCUGUUGCAAGAAGCACCUGGCCCCGUCAUACCACCAAACAGUAAUAGCAGCAAUCAGAACGAGCCUGUUGAAGCUCCAACUGCUCCUGCACAUCAAAACAAGAGACAGUUUGGACACAGAGCUUCUCGAAGCGUCAGCAGCCUUCCCUUAGAUUUGCAAAGUUUAUCGCUGCAAGCACCAGAAGAUAACAUCAGACUUUCAUAUCCAGAGCCCAGUCAACCACCUCUCAUUACUACUGAUUUACAUCAACCUUAUGGUGGCAUACCAUUCUCAUCAACAGAAAAACCUCCAAGCUGGAUGCUUCCAAAUGAUAGACCGCCUGUUGCAAUGAAUCUCACUCCACCCCUAGUUGCUUCAUCCUCCCAAAAUACACAUAGAAGAAAAUCCGGAUUUGGCGGCGGUCAUGGGAGAUCUAUUUCUGAAUUUACACUACCUCCAUUAUCAAACACUCCACCUUCAACGACCACAACUCGCAGACAUACACCCUCUCAUUCUCAUAGAAGAGCUGUAUCUGCCAACACUAUAGAUUUCAUGCUCAGUCCAUCCCCCAACGGCCAUGUGAGAGCUCAAUCCUACAGUCCUCAAGAAGCUGCAAUGAAUGGAGGCAGACAAUCACCUCCAAACCCAUAUUUGUUUGAUCAACUUCAGGUAGAAAACGGCACUAGUAAUACUACCAAUAACGUCUCUGCUUCCAAUGCAAGCAAUGCAGCAUCUGAUACAUCCGGGCGCUACGUAUGUCCAUAUUGCCAUAAAAAGUUUUCAAGACCUUCCUCACUACGUAUCCAUACAUACUCGCAUACUGGUGAGAAGCCUUUUGUUUGUACAGAGCCUGGUUGCGGAAGACAUUUCAGCGUCCAAAGUAAUAUGAGACGCCAUUUACGAGUUCACAGAUUGGGACGCUCGGUCAACAGUAAUACAUUGGAAGCAACAAAGGAAGAGAAUGAAGCAGCAUAA